This is a messenger RNA of Girardinichthys multiradiatus, 4278 nucleotides long. It is a transcript of the gene fbxl2, whose product is annotated as F-box and leucine-rich repeat protein 2. Gene Ontology annotation, biological process: SCF-dependent proteasomal ubiquitin-dependent protein catabolic process. Lineage: Eukaryota; Metazoa; Chordata; Actinopteri; Cyprinodontiformes; Goodeidae. The record is from RefSeq and is a predicted model, not a curated record. Gene Ontology annotation, cellular component: SCF ubiquitin ligase complex. The transcript is spliced from 14 exons. Bases 990 to 2288 code for a protein of 432 amino acids. Gene Ontology annotation, molecular function: protein binding.
AAACAUUAUGCAAUGAUGAAGCGCGCAUGCCUCUGUUUCCAAGACAACUUCAGCUUUUCAGCGAGGCAGUUACUCAGUAUUACUGUGUUUUGACAGUGAAGACACAGAUUUAAAGGGCAAAACAAAAGAAACCCCGUCUGCGCUGAAGGAAGGAUAGCAAGACGGUUUGCGUGACCAUCAUAUGGUCAUUAUGUUUUUCAGACAUGCAAAUAUUUUUUUUCCUGGAUGUUUGCGGUAAUAAAACGCAUACAUUCCUUAUUUGUUUUUCCUCGGCCUCGGCUGCCGUUCCCGUUAAAGCCAGGGUUGUUCCCUUAUCGCGGAGGGCUGAAUUCUGCUGUGGAGAAACAGGCCCCCCGAGGACCUCACAAUCAAAACAAAUCGACCACGCGUGCUUUUCCCGCAGCAGUGACAUCACGUGGCCCCUCCCCUUCCCCCCGCAAGUAAACAGAAAAGAGCGAGGAAAGCGUUCCUGCCAGCCGCCGUAACACAACUUGACGUGAAUCGUUAAUAUCUCAUUCACCGCCUGUGUGUGCGUGUGUGUGUGUGUGUGUUUGUUUGUUUUUUUGCGGGUUCGGUCCACGCAGCUGACUCGUUCUGGUACGCAAAGAUGAAGGGAGAGGCGGAAGUGAAGUCACUUGACAGAACCGUCCAUGUUAUUAUUGUUAUUUUGGUAACCCUGUGAUGAGACGUGCUGGGGUGCCGUUUGCUCUCCGAGACAGCGAGCGUUCACUGUACCGCAGGCCGCUUCUUCGGACCCACACCACGCCUCGCUGCGACCACCGCUGCCGCCUCCUCACUGACCCGGAGACAGGAGCCUCGCUGGCGGCUGGGGGGAGGAGGAGGAGGAGGAGGAGGUGGUGGAGGAGGGUGUGAAGACCCAGCUUCAGCUCAGCUCAGCUCCUACGUUCCCAAAAACAAAACGGCGAGAAAAUCAGCCCGAGAAGCGGCUCCGUUGGUUCUGUCUGCAGCAGGAAGGAGCCGCCGUAGACAUGAACGGUAUCACCAAGAGCCGGUUCGAGGUCUUCUCAAACACUGAUGAAGCCCCAAUUAACAAGAAGCUCCCCAAAGAGCUUCUUCUCAGAAUAUUCUCCUAUCUAGAUGUGGUUACACUCUGUAGAUGUGCACAGGUGUCAAAGGCGUGGAAUGUCCUGGCUCUAGAUGGCAGCAACUGGCAGAAGAUCGACUUGUUCAACUUCCAGACCGACAUAGAAGGCCGGGUUGUGGAAAACAUUUCGAAGCGUUGUGGAGGCUUCCUGAGGCAGCUUAGCCUCAGGGGCUGCCUGAGCGUUGGAGAUGCUUCUAUGAAGACAUUUGCUCAGAACUGCAGAAAUAUUGAAGUGCUGAACCUAAACGGCUGCACCAAGAUUGCUGACAGCACCUGCCUCAGCCUCAGCAAGUUUUGCUCCAAGCUCAAGCAGUUAGAUCUGACCUCCUGUGUGUCCAUCACCAACCACUCCCUCAAGGCCCUGAGUGACGGCUGCAGAAUGCUGGACAUGUUAAAUCUGUCAUGGUGUGACCAGAUCACACGUGAUGGUAUUGAGGCCCUGGCUAGAGGUUGCACUGGUUUACGAGCACUUUUCCUCAGAGGCUGCACCCAGCUGGAUGAUGGCGCACUGAAGCACCUACAGAAGCACUGCCCUGAACUGACCACCAUCAAUAUGCAGGCCUGCACACAAAUAACAGAUGAAGGCCUGGUCAGUUUGUGCCGUGGAUGCCACAAGCUGCAGAUCCUCUGCAUAUCUGGCUGCAGUAAUGUCACUGAUGCAUCUCUGACUGCACUGGGACUUAAUUGUCCCCAACUCAAGAUCCUUGAGGCUGCACGAUGUUCACAUGUUACUGAUGCCGGGUUCACAGUGCUUGCAAGAAAUUGUCAUGAGCUUGAAAAAAUGGACUUAGAAGAAUGUAUUCUGGUGACUGAUAACACCUUGGUUCAGCUGUCUAUCCACUGCCCACGGCUGCAAGCAUUGUCUCUGUCCCACUGCGAGCUGAUCACAGAUGACGGUAUCAGAGCUCUCAGCAACAGCACCUGUGGCCAGGAGCGCCUCACAGUGGUGGAGCUGGACAACUGCCCCCUCAUCACCGACGUGACCCUGGAGCAUCUCAAGAGCUGCCAUCAUCUGGAACGUAUCGAGCUCUACGACUGCCAGCAAGUCACUAGGGCUGGCAUCAAACGCAUCAGGGCUCAGCUUCCGGAUAUCAAAGUGCACGCAUACUUUGCCCCAGUAACACCUCCACCCUCUGUGCACGGAGGUGGCCAGCGUUUAUGCCGCUGCUGUAUUAUCCUCUGACAAUGGAGGGCCAGAGGGGGGCACCUCUGUCUACAGGUCCUGCUGCUUUGAUCCCAAGGGGUUUUGGGAGGGAGAGACAGGUGGCUAGAGUAGGUGGUGAAGGAGAGAGGAGGGGCUGGACCCACUCACUGCUCCUGAUCAUAGAUCAAUACAUGGACUUAUCUCCACUGAUCCCUGAUCGGUUAAAACUGCCCCUCCUUUCUCUUCUUGCUCACCAACCAGCACUCCAGCAGCAUGGGGGUUCGGAGUGGUUGAAAGAAAGAGAUAUGAAUGGAUGGACUUUCUUUAUCUCUGUCUUGUUCUCUCCUUCCUCCUCUAAAGACAAAAACAGGUUCACCGCUCCAUAAUGAACCACGCAUCGCAGAUAUCCCACCUUUUGGUGUAACAGACUGCAGUGGAACAUUGGAAACGCAAUGCAUCAUUUUCAAAUGAGGAAAAAAAGAAAAAAGAUGUUCUCAUCUUGGAAAAGUUACACAGUCCGGAGUAUCAUCUCAACCAAUCACGUCACCUUUAUGUGACCAUCCUGUGAUUCUUUCUUCUUCAGCCAAUAGACACGCAGCUCUGUGAGAGACGACAGUCGGGAUGUGGCUGGAAUGCAGAUGUUGUGUGAAGUAACGAUGCAGCAAGAUCGAUUCUAAAGUGUGGAAUAAACAGGAAGUACAACAAAACAGGACAUAUUACUUAUUUGUGCAUCUGAGAAACUUUUGAGAAUUUGAUUCUGUUUGUACAGAGAAUGUUUUACAACAGGAAAAAAUAUGAGAUGCACAGCAACUCACUCAAAACUGGGAAAGGCCAACAAACUGCAACCUUUGUUUUCAGUGCUUAUUGUAAUUGUCCAUACCUGUCUAUUCAGAAAGAGACUAAUGCUUGUCUUUUUAAUGUAAAAAAAAACAAAACACAGUUGCUGUUUAACAAAGAAGGGCCUAUGAUAAGACCCUGAGGGUAAAAAAGCAUUUUGUUGACACCGAUUCUGGGGUGAGUGGCCUCUGUUGUGACCUGUGUUGUUCCGUUGGCUUGUAGGCCCUGGUCCAAUUCUUUCAGUAAGCUCUGUUAACUAUCUCCUACUUGACCACUGAAGCAUUUGUUUACAUUUCAGAUAAGGUUAGCACCAGAGGCUAACCUGUUUACAUCAGAAGGUUUCCAGUCCCCAUUACUGUUCCGAGUGAGUCUGAAUAGUUUAUUAGACGUAUGCAACUGUGUCAUACAGUUGAGGGGACUCUGACGUAUUCUGAUUUAUUGCUGUGUGUUUCUGGACAUCAGUCAGGGCUUUGGGUGGUGGAACUGCUUCAAAAUGAAAAGGAAAUUUCUGUAGGGCUCAAGGAUUGGGUAUAAGACUGAGCAAAAGGCACCUCAUGUUUUUGACAAUCACAAAUGUAUUUAUUUUUAAGUCUCUCUAGUAUAGUUCUAUGUAACUGUCACUUUACCUUUGUUGUAAGAUGUUAUAAAUUGGCUUAUAUCUUUCCAUUUCAGCUGUUUACAAUGCUAAGCAGCACAUACAUAUUUAUUAUGAAUAGAAUCUAUACUUCUGAGGAAAUGUAUCAGAUUAAUUUGUUCGAUUUAUCACAGAUUUCCUGUUGUCAUUACAGAAGAUGCAAAACCUAGCAAAGUUAUAUGUGAUUGCUGGAAAGUCCUAAAAUUGCUGGUUUAAUUUGCUUAGUAUGCCUUAAUAUCAACAGGAUCUCACCUGGGUAUGAAAUCCAACCACCAAAAAUGUUCCAACUAAAUAAAGCCAGGUUGUGAUUUAAUGUUACUCUAGAAACUGGUAAGUGCUGGCUAUUGCCAAGUGCUUAAAGGCUUUGGAGAGAGACAGGGCAGUGGGUUGGAUCGAAGAUUGAUAAAAGGAAGAUCAAGAUUUCGAUGGAUACAUAGCUGGCAUGACUGGUUGUUAUACUAAUGUCCUCUGACAGUUUUAACAGUUUUAUGUUUAAGAAAAAUAAAUAAAUACAUUAAAAAUAAGACAAAUGAAUAAAUAAAGAUGACUAAUAGUAAA